AUGAGAAAGGUUAAAGCACUGCACAGCUGCCUGCUGGCUCUGCUCCUGUUGCCGGCACUGGUGCUGGGACAUCCUCUGGACUGCAGAGAUGAACAGGGCAGUGUGGUGCGCUGUGCCUCCAUCUCUCAGGAGAAGCUCUUGGACCGGGUCAUCCAGCACGCGGAGCUCAUCUACCGUGUGUCUGAGGAAUCCUGCACACUCUUUGAAGAGAUGUUUGUCCCCUUCGAAAUGCGCUCUCCACGGAUCCGGGGUGGAAACACAUGCGUCACUCAGUCCUUCCCCAUUCCAGGCUCCAAGGGUGAAAUCCAGCAGAUCUCCGAUAAAUGGCUCCUCCACUCUGUCCUGAUGCUGGUGCAGUCUUGGAUCGAGCCCCUUGUCUACCUACAAACCACCCUGGAUCGCUAUGAUGACGCCCCCGACACACUGCUCAACAAGACAAAGUGGGUGUCAGAUAAGCUACUGAGCCUGGAACAGGGCAUGGUGGUCCUCAUUCGAAAGAUGCUGGACGAGGGCAUGUUGGUGUCCUCAGAGAAUGAGCAGAGCCUUACACACUAUGAUGUGCAGCCAGAGAUGCUAGAGUCUGUGCUGAGGGACUAUAAGCUGCUCAACUGCUUCAAGAAGGAUGCCCACAAGAUGGAGACCUUCCUCAAGCUUCUCAAGUGCCGUCAGACUGACAAAUUCAGCUGUUUCCUGUUUUAG
Megalops cyprinoides (Indo-Pacific tarpon) is the source of this 699-nucleotide messenger RNA. It is a transcript of the gene smtla, whose product is annotated as somatolactin alpha. Gene Ontology annotation, biological process: positive regulation of tyrosine phosphorylation of STAT protein; positive regulation of receptor signaling pathway via JAK-STAT; growth hormone receptor signaling pathway. Bases 1 to 699 code for a protein of 232 amino acids. Gene Ontology annotation, molecular function: growth hormone receptor binding; growth hormone activity. The transcript is spliced from 5 exons. NCBI's taxonomy places the organism in Eukaryota, Metazoa, Chordata, Actinopteri, Elopiformes, Megalopidae. Gene Ontology annotation, cellular component: extracellular region. The record is from RefSeq and is a predicted model, not a curated record.